Talaromyces stipitatus ATCC 10500 is the source of this 909-nucleotide messenger RNA. RefSeq names its product ATP-dependent DNA helicase, putative. Lineage: Eukaryota; Fungi; Ascomycota; Eurotiomycetes; Eurotiales; Trichocomaceae. The coding region runs from base 1 to 909 and encodes 302 amino acids. The transcript is spliced from 2 exons. The record is from RefSeq and is a predicted model, not a curated record. Gene Ontology annotation, cellular component: chromosome; cytoplasm. Gene Ontology annotation, biological process: double-strand break repair via homologous recombination. Gene Ontology annotation, molecular function: 3'-5' DNA helicase activity; four-way junction helicase activity.
AUGGGGUCAUCCGCGACAUUUCAUGGGAACCAAAAAGCUAUUAUCCAGUCCAUUAUCCAACGCCAGAGUCCCAUUAUUGCUAUCAUGCCCACUGGAGCUAGGAAGAUGGUUAAGAUUGAAGUAUAUGAGCCAUGCAAAGAAGCCAUUGCAGAGCAGAUGAUGACAUGGAUUGAGCAGCGAGUCCAGCAGCUACAUCAUGGGAAAGUGGUCAUAUACACCAAUAUAAUUGCCACCGUGCAGCAGAUCGUGCGUCAAUUACAAUGUCCCGCAUAUUACAGCAAGGCCAUCGAUAAAAAGGGCAUGUUAGCAUCAUUCUGGAAGCAGAGUCCUGGGGUGAUUAUGGCCAUGAGUGCAUUGGGAAUGGGGAUUGAUAUCCCCAAUAUCCAGCUGGUGAUCCACGUGGGCCGGACACAGUCAUUAUUGGAUUAUGGACAGGAGAGUGGACGGGCCGGACGAGAUGGUGGUGCGAGUCAGGCCAUCAUAUUAAUUGAUGGCCAUGGACGAGGAUGGGGAGAUCCACCCCAGGUUGAUCCCCAGGUGGAGGAAUAUAUUAUUGGUAGUUGUCGACAACAGAUAUUAGAUGAAUAUUUAGAUGGGAAUGUAGAUGGAUAUAUCUGGCAGCAGUGUGAGGAUGGUGAGGCUAUAUGUGAUCAGUGUCAGACUAUUACAUCCACUAACACUAAGAGUAUUGAUGAAGCUAGUGAUGAAGCCAGUGAUGAAGCUAGUGAUGAAGCCAGUGAUGAAGCCAGUGAUCAAGCCAGCAGUGAGAACAUUACCAAGGGCAUAAGAGAUCCAACCCCAGCGCGAUAUAAACGACCCAUUUCCCCAUAUUUGAUCCCGCCAGUGGCCAAACGUCAUAAAAAUCCCAUAUUCCCAUCCCCAGCAUAUUACCAGGCUCCCAUCCAAUGA